CCCGGCCCGCGGUGGCGGCGGCGGCGGCGGUGGCGGCGGCGGCGAAGGGGCUUUUUACCCGCAGUUACCCAGCUGCGGCUGCCGCGGCGGGAUGGUGUAGCCGGGUCUCCGGCCAGGCGGCAGGGCUCGGGCCGGGGCAAGGCGGCCUGGAGGGCCGACGCCGCCUGACGGGCUCGGGUACAGGGGCAGCACGCUGAGGGGGCGUCGCCGCAGCCGGACCCCGGCGCCGCCGCGGGAGGCCGCGCCCGCCAUGGCGGCCCGGGCGGUACUGGACGAGUUCACGGCGCCCGCCGAGAAGGCGGCGCUGCUGGAACGGAGCCGCGGCCGCAUCGAGGGCCUGUUCGGUGUGAGCCUGGCCGUGCUCGGCGCGCUCGGGGCUGAGGAACCGCUCCCUGCGCGCAUCUGGCUGCAGCUCCGCGGGGCGCAGGAGGCGGUGCACAGUGCCAAGGAAUAUAUUAAAGGAAUCUGUGAACCCGAACUAGAAGAAAGAGAAUGUUACCCCAAGGCCAUGCACUGCAUUUUUGUUGGGGCACAGAGCCUGUUUCUGAAGAGCUUGAUUCAGGACACCUGUGCUGAUCUCUGCAUUCUCGACAUUGGUCUUCUUGGCAUCAGAGGAAGUGCCGAAGCUGUGGUCAUGGCUAGGAGUCACAUUCAGCAGUUUGUAAAGCUCUUUGAGAAUAAUGAGAACCUACCCAACAGCCAAAAAGAAUCAGAGGUAAAAAGGGAAUUUAAACAAUUUGUUGAAGCUCGUGCAGACAGUUACACAAUGGACUUGUUGAUUUUACCCACUUCCUUGAAAAAAGAACUUUUGGCACUCACCCAAGGUGAGGAGAAUCUAUUUGAAACAGGAGAUGAUGAUGUAAUUGAAAUUAGAGAUUCUAAACAAACAGAGUUUACACAGAAUGCUGCCACAGGGCUGAAUAUUUCCAGAGAUGAAAUUGUUUUGCAGGAAGAGGCAAGAAAUAAAGCUGGGACUCCUGUUUCUGAGCUUACAAAACAAAUGGACACAGUCUUUUCUAGUUCACAAGAUGUACUUUUUGUUCCAAUAAAUGGUGUAACGCCAGAUGAAGAGGCGCUUUCCAAAGACAGAGUUUGUCACAAGAGGAGGUUUUCUGAUUCUGAAGAAAGGCGUACCAAGAAACAGUUUUCUUUGGAAAACGUUCAAGAGGGAGAGCUUUUACAUGAUGGUAAGACAUUAGCUGGAAGUGUAAUCAUUGACCUAUCUGAUUCUUCUACUGAUGCCGAAAAUUUAAGUCCAGAUGUAAAAGACACUACUGAGGAAAUGGAAUACAACAUCCUUGUAAACUUUUUUAAAACCAUGGGCUAUUCCCAAGAAAUUGUAGAAAAGGUCAUUAGGGAGUAUGGGCCAUCUACUGAACCAUUAUUACUCUUGGAGGAAAUUGAAAAGGAAAAUAAAAGAUUCCAAGAAGACAGAGACUUUCCACCUGGUACUGUGUAUCCAGAGACCAACAGAACCAAAAAUAAAGGUGUUUGUAGCAGCAUAAAUGAACUUACAGCAGAUUCCACUCCAAAGAAAACACAGACUCACACACAGCAAAAUAUGGUAGAAAAUUUUUCUCAGUUACCAUUCAAAGUAGAAUCGAAACCAUGUACCUCAAAUUGCAAAAUUAAUACUUUCAGAACAGUGCCAAUAGAACAGAAACAAGAAAUCUGGAGUUCAAAUCAGAACUACAUUUGUAAUAUAGACCUUGAAACUGAUGGCCUUUUACCCUCUCUAGCCCCUUCAAGUCCCAAAGAAAUUGUCAAUUUUGUUUCAAGAGGAGCUUCAAGUCACCAGCCCAGAAUUCCAGUUUUUCCUGAAAAUGGUGUGCAGCAGCAAGCAGAACCCUUGCUUCCAAAUAAUAUGAAGUCUGCCUGUGAAAACCGCUCGAGGUGUUGUACCUCUCCUCAGUCUAAACCAAAUUGUCCACCCCUUUCUCCACCAGUGCCGCUGCCCCAGCUGUUACCUUCAGUUACCGAUGCAAGGUUGGCAGGACCUUCUGAGCAUAUCGAUUCCUCAGUUACUGGGGUUCAAAGAUUUCGAGAUACUCUGAAAGUACCCUACAAGCUGGAAUUAAAAAAUGAACCAGGGAGAACGGAUUUGAAGCACAUUGUUAUAGAUGGGAGCAAUGUUGCAAUUACCCAUGGUCUGAAAAAGUUCUUUUCUUGUCGUGGAAUUGCAAUUGCGGUUGAAUAUUUUUGGAAGCUUGGCAACAGAAACAUCACUGUAUUUGUCCCGCAGUGGAGAACAAGGCGUGAUCCUAAUGUCACAGAACAGCACUUCUUAACCCAGCUCCAGGAGCUCGGAAUAUUAUCUUUAACUCCUGCACGGAUGGUCUUUGGAGAAAGAAUUGCUUCUCAUGAUGACAGGUUUCUGCUACACUUAGCGGACAAAACUGGUGGCAUAAUUGUAACAAAUGAUAACUUCAGAGAAUUUGUGACUGAGUCAGCCUCUUGGAGAGAAAUAAUUACAAAAAGAUUGCUCCAGUAUACCUUUGUGGGGGACAUAUUUAUGGUUCCUGAUGAUCCUCUGGGGAGAAGUGGACCUCGAUUAGAAGAAUUUCUUCGGAAGGAAGUCUUCCUUAGAGAUAUGCAGCCCCUACUCAGUGCCCUGCCAAACAUGGGCAUGUUUGACCCCAGCUUCAGAGUCCCUGGCACCCAGGCAGCCAGCACCGGCCACCAGCCUCCAGCCCGGAUUCAGGGCACCCCACCCAGCCACUGGCUUCCUCAGCAACCCCGCUUCCCUCUUUUGCCAAACCUUCCCAACAUCCAGCAGAAUCUGCCCAUGCCAGCACAGAGAUCUUCGGCGGAAACCAAUGAGCUAAGGGAAGCCCUUCUGAAGAUCUUCCCUGACUCAGAGCAAAGACUGAAAAUCGACCAGAUCUUGGCAGCUCAUCCAUACAUGAAAGACCUGAACGCGCUUUCCGCCAUGGUGUUGGACUGAAGGCCGUCGGGAACUGGGGCUCUGGGCUGAAGAUGCACUCAAGCUAGUAUCUGCACAUGGCAGCAGGAAGUGACAUAAUGUGAAGAAGCCAAUUUCCCAGUGGAAAUGCUGUUGUAGUGUAUAGAAAAAAAAAACAGAUGUUUUGUGUAUAAAAAAAUCUGGGUUUUCAAAACCAGCUUUUUUCUAUAUAUAAAUUAUGCUGCUAUUACAGAUUUAACAUUUUCUGUAAAAGGAAAGUCUACAUUUUCUGCCUGUUCAGAACUGUUUAAUAGCAGUUACUCUUGAGUGUACUUAACAUUUUUAUGUUUUUUAAACUAUUUUCCUUAACGCUGAAAAUAUUGACAAAUGGAUAUGAUUAGCCUUUCUAAAUAAAAAAAAGAGUUGCUUUCUUAGGGAAAGCAAGACCUCUUAUAUUUUCUUGA
Balaenoptera acutorostrata (minke whale) is the source of this 3366-nucleotide messenger RNA. It is a transcript of the gene N4BP1, whose product is annotated as NEDD4 binding protein 1. The record is from RefSeq and is a predicted model, not a curated record. The coding region runs from base 251 to 2944 and encodes 897 amino acids. Gene Ontology annotation, biological process: negative regulation of proteasomal ubiquitin-dependent protein catabolic process; negative regulation of protein ubiquitination. The transcript has 7 exons. NCBI's taxonomy places the organism in Eukaryota, Metazoa, Chordata, Mammalia, Artiodactyla, Balaenopteridae. Gene Ontology annotation, cellular component: nucleus; PML body.